Messenger RNA from Suillus subalutaceus, 1271 nucleotides. RefSeq names its product cytokine-induced anti-apoptosis inhibitor 1, Fe-S biogenesis-domain-containing protein. Gene Ontology annotation, molecular function: iron-sulfur cluster binding. Lineage: Eukaryota; Fungi; Basidiomycota; Agaricomycetes; Boletales; Suillaceae. Bases 93 to 1064 code for a protein of 323 amino acids. The transcript is spliced from 3 exons. Gene Ontology annotation, biological process: iron-sulfur cluster assembly. Gene Ontology annotation, cellular component: cytoplasm. The record is from RefSeq and is a predicted model, not a curated record.
GUCUGAUUAAUGCACUCUGGAUCAUCAUUUUUCAGCUGACCCUGUCCUCCUCCUUCCCGUCAUUCUCUCUUUUACAGCGUUAGGCAUUUCUGAUGGCACCUACGGCUAUCUACGCUCCUUCUCCCACCCAAAUCACAUCAGAAGUCAAGAAAUCAUCAAUCAAUGGACCAUUACCUCAUGAAAUCGUCCAAGGGCCUGCCCUUGCGAUAGGUUCAUUGGACACUGCUCAGGACGGAAAGUAUCAAUCACUUCUUUUACGCCUCGAUGCACAGGAAGGACGGGCCGCCGAAAGGCAGAUGCUUGAUCGACUCAUUGAUGGAGCGAUCUUGUUGGCUCCAUCAAGCUAUGCUUCCAUCCAUGUCGUGCUCUCCCCAUCAGAAUACACUUCAUUAUCACCAAAUUUACCAUCUCUCCUUCAGCAGACCCUCACCGGUCUGACACCCCUGGGAACUCUUCACCUUCUUAAUUUAACCGCGGGGUUCCUGAGUCUUCCUCAUGAGUUGACUCUAGCUGGAUUCAAGAUCAUUGAGAGUGUGAGAGAUGAUUUUGAUGCCAGAAUAGUUGCCCAGAAGCCUUUACCAAUCGUAACGCCUCUACCUUCUGCGCUUCCUCUCCGGAGGAAGACUGACCCUGCCAAGCAGUCUUCCAAGAAGGCUCUUUGGGCACUCUCAUCACCAUCCACUCCCACAAUCGAUGCCGAAACUCUCCUAACGGCGGCAGAUCGUGCGCGCCCAAUCCCCACGUGCGAUCCUGUCAUGGCAGGUGCCCCAAGGCGGAAGAAGGCAUGCAAGAAUUGUUCAUGUGGUCUUGCUGAGCUGGAAGCCGAGGAGGCCAAGUCAGGUAAAGUAGUUCUGCUCGACAACGACAGCACUGUGGAAGUGGGAGCUGGUGACGUAGCAAAGAGUUUGAUCGCUGCCGCUAAAGCUGCACCCAAGGCAACUAGCAGUUGUGGGAGCUGCUUCUUAGGAGAUGCAUUCCGGUGUGCCAGCUGUCCGUAUCUUGGUCUGCCUGCAUUCAAUCCGGGUGAGAAAGUGGAGAUUGACCUCGGGAUGGAUGACAUCUGAGCACUACUGUUACAAUUUGAUCAUUCGCCAUACCACCAAGUAUGUAAACGCCGUAUGAUACUAUUUAUAUUGUACUAUAUUGCUUACAAAACAUUAGAAGCCAUAUCUAUUCACCGGCAUGAUGGUGUAGAAAUCACGAAUAUCUAUGUCGGGCCACCCUUCGCUCGAGGGAACUGAGAAGUUCACGUAUGCCAUCAUCUCGCGGUG